AUCAUCAUCAAACAGAAAGAGAGUUACCUGAGUACGAUCACGCUACAGACUGUGUGAAGAUUUAAAUCUCUGCCAAGUACUAUAAUCAUAAGAAUGUCGCUAAUUCCAAGUUUUUUCGGUGGACAAAGGAGCAACGUCUUUGAUCCAUUCUCUCUGGAUGUGUGGGAUCCCUUCAAGGAUUUUCCUUUCCCUGAAUCUGGUCGAGAAAAUUCUGCAUUUGUGAGCACACGUGUGGACUGGAAGGAGACGCCAGAGGCACACGUGUUCAAGGCUGAGAUUCCAGGACUGAAGAAGGAGGAAGUGAAGGUUGAGAUCGAAGAUGAUAAGGUUCUUCAGAUAAGCGGUGAGAGAAACGUUGAGAAGGAAGAUAAGAACGAUACGUGGCAUCGUGUGGAGCGUAGCAGUGGGAAGUUCUUGAGGAGGUUCAGAUUGCCUGAGAAUGCAAAAAUGGAUGAAGUGAAGGCUUCUAUGGAGAAUGGUGUUCUUACUGUCACUGUUCCGAAGGAAGAUGUUAAGAAGUCUGACGUCAAGGCCAUUGAAAUUUCUGGUUAA
Messenger RNA from Vigna umbellata (rice bean), 552 nucleotides. Its product is annotated as 18.5 kDa class I heat shock protein-like. NCBI's taxonomy places the organism in Eukaryota, Viridiplantae, Streptophyta, Magnoliopsida, Fabales, Fabaceae. The record is from RefSeq and is a predicted model, not a curated record.